Heterostelium album PN500 is the source of this 3285-nucleotide messenger RNA. RefSeq names its product calcium-binding EGF-like domain-containing protein. Lineage: Eukaryota; Evosea; Eumycetozoa; Acytosteliales; Acytosteliaceae. The transcript is spliced from 10 exons. The coding region runs from base 1 to 3285 and encodes 1094 amino acids. Gene Ontology annotation, biological process: sexual reproduction. The record is from RefSeq and is a predicted model, not a curated record.
AUGGCCGGUAUCAAUAUUUUCAAUCUAACUGUUUAUUGUCCUGCUCCAAUUCCGACAUCAGCAUCUAUGGUUUUAAAUGAAUCUUUAAUCAUUCAAAAUGAUUAUCUACAAUACUAUCCAUCUAGUUUUGUAUUGAAUAAAUACAAUAAAUACAACUAUUUGUCUGUAUUGGCUGAUUUCAAUGUGACUGAUUGCAAAUACUUUAUCAUGGAUAACUCUCACGUGAAUGUAAAUCUAUCGAGAUUGUUGGUACAAGUCUCUGGUAACAGUACAUCAGGAACCUACUACGGUGGACACCGACUGAUCAAUGAUACCGACUACACAGACUUUUCGGUAUUUUCGCUUAAUCCUGAUUUUCAAUACAACGGUUCAAAGCUUAAAAAUCUUACAAUUGGAGAUAUACCUGCUAUUGAACAGUUUUCACCUUCUAUUACAAGAAAAUUUAUCUAUCUAAGUUAUGAUACUCCUACUAUCAACUUGAUAGAAUUUAACUACACUCAGAAUUACGACAAGGUGGCCAGCGUCGAGAACUGCUGGAUUGAUAUGCCAUUUCCAUUUGGUAUAAAUGGAGGACCAUCCACCUAUUUAUCAUCUUUCAUAAUGUUAAACUCGAUUUAUAAAGAAGUUUACCAAGGUGCUAUUACAAUCGGUGGAGUCGUAAUCUAUAAAUACCUUUCUUAUCAACCAAUUAGUAUUCAUGAUUCUUCACCUCCAACCAUUUUGAGUAUGAAAGUUUUACGUACAACAGAUAGAUCACAGUAUCUAAGAAUAAGAAUUCAAGAUGACUAUAGUGGUUUCUAUAAAAUAGUGUUGGGAAGAAAUACACUUGGUGAUGAAGUAUUCUUUAACACUUCAAAUUUGGUACUUGGAUCACUAUUGGAUGCAACAAUGGAUUUCUCUUCAUUUACCUAUUUUGAAUUUGAUGAUCAAGUGGAAACUACCAAUACUUCACCUCAGAGAUUAUUAAGAUUCAAUCUUACAUUUAUUGAUACCGAUUUCCAUCCUCAGUUGGUUGUUAGCUGGGAAGGUCAAAAGAGAGUAGGAUAUGGAAGUUGGAACCCCGAUAUUCAACUCUAUGAAAUAGUAUUCACACUUGCCAAGAAUAUGAUUAAUUCAUCAUUAGACUAUAGAUUACACUAUAAAAGUGGAUAUAUUGAAGGUAUUGCUAUUCAAUCAUUCUUUGAUCCAACUUGGAAAACUAAACUAUUAGUUAAUUCUAUAAAUGGUGAUUAUAUCCCACCAAUUAUAACAAGUAUAAUAUCAACUCUAAGUGGUCAGAGUUGUAGUUUCACGUGGAAUAUAACUAUAGAAGAUCAAACUGGAUUCGAUAAUGGUACGAUCAUUGUUAAAGAGACAACCGGACUCCAAACUUUCAGUUUUGAUUUCAAUAGAAAUACACGAACCAGCUCUGUUAUAUAUGACAAUGGAAAUCUUUAUAUUUCAAAAUACUCUCUAUGUAAAGAAGGAAUCAAUAACUUUACAAUUACAACUAUCCGACUGACCGAUACCGAAGGAAACACAGGAACCUAUGAUUCUUUCUACUCCGAUAAAUACAUUGUACCUCUAUUAAGUACAAGCUAUAAUCGAUUAAUUGGAAACAUGACAAUCAGAUAUUUAUAUUCUUCAAAUGCUAAUACUACAAACUAUAUAUUUAAUCCAACUAUUACCAAUUUAUAUUUAAAUAGAUAUUCAAUAGAUCAAUUCUCAAAUGAUAGAACAGUUAGUAUUGAAAUCUCAUUGGAAUCACAAUUUCUAUUGAAUACACCACCUACAUUCUAUUUACAAUCACUCAACCAUCCAUUGUUGUCAUGUGAAUCUUAUCAAACCCAACAGAAUACCUUCAAAUGCGAUUUAACUAUUCCUUUUGGAUAUGGAUUUGAAGUUGCCUAUAUAUCUGUCUAUGGUAUUACCGAUAUAUUUAAAUUCUACAAAGGAUUCAAUACUAUUGAUUUGCAGCAGAUGAAUCUACCUUAUAAAGUAUUAUUAUCAAAGAGUAGAUUCCCUUCAAUUGUAAACUAUUCACCAUUUACCUCUACAAUUGGAGGAAAUGUAACAUUGACCGGUGUCAACCUCAAUCCAAUUGAAACAAACCAAUCGUUUGUAUAUGUUCUUUUACCGAGUGGAGUUAAUAUAACACUUCCUGUUCUAUCGAAAGCAUCUGACUACAUAGUUAUAUCGAUGAUUCCAAUUUCAUCUUCAGUUUCAUUGAUAUAUUAUGUUGAAGAUUUCUAUUCAAAUAAGAUAACUUUAACUCCUUAUGACAUUCUUAAUCCAAGUCAAUCGCCAAAACCAACUCCAGGAUGUUUAGUCGAUAAAGAUUGUUCUCUUCAUGGCUCUUGUUUAAAUGGUACAUGUCAAUGUGAAAAAGGUUAUUACGGAGGUGAUUGUUCGAAUGUUAUUGCACCUAUUGCUCCGAGUUUCAAUGAAACAAGACCAUCUGUUAUCAUUGAUUAUCAAGGUCAUCUUAGCUCAAUUCAAAUUGAAUAUCUAAGAGAGAUGAGUGCUAUCAAUGAGGUUAUCUCCACCUAUAAUCUUACCAAUGUAAAUUGGAGUGUCACCAAUGUUUCCAAUGAGUUACGUGAAGCCUACCAAUAUUCCUAUAAUGUUUCCGAGAGCACCUCUAUCUUUGUAGUGUUAGAAUGGUUCGUCAAUGGCGUCAACUACAGUUUUAUCGAUGAUCUCUAUUAUAUUCCACCACAUUCACUCAAAUACACAAUCACUUUUUCACCGUAUCAAUUCAAAUCGAUAUUCAAUAGUUUGCAACUUGUGAUGUCAUCGUCGAUUCGUGGAUCCUCGGAUCUCAGUCAGUGUAACUCCAAUAGAGGUGGUUCCGGUAGUGGUGAAGACCACUCUGAAAAAGAACUGGAUUCUAUCAACCUGAGCAUCAACGAUCAAUCGUUGUUUGGAACGUUUAUCAGAGUCGGUGAUAUUGAUAAACGAAAACUAUCGAUCUCCAAUACAAUAAUUAGUAAACAACACGCCAAUGAUUCGAUAGGUUUGGAAAUUGGUAUAAAUAUACCCUAUUUCUCACAAUAUGCUGUGUUGGAUCCAAAUUUCUCAUUACUACUAAAUACCAAUCCAAAUACCGAUCAAUGUAAUGGUAAUAGUGCUAGCUUUGCUCUCACAAAGAUCCAAUUGAUCGCUGUUAUCGUAUCGGCAUCGCUAUUCGCUGCAGUUAUUGUCAUCAUCGUUGUAAUAGUAAUCAUCAAGAAACGUAAACUAUAUGAAUACAAUCAAAGACUUCAAUAUCAAAUAGAAAAAGCAGAUAAAUAUAUUGAACAAUAA